Messenger RNA from Metopolophium dirhodum (rose-grain aphid), 576 nucleotides. RefSeq lists its product as uncharacterized. Lineage: Eukaryota; Metazoa; Arthropoda; Insecta; Hemiptera; Aphididae. The coding region runs from base 1 to 576 and encodes 191 amino acids. The record is from RefSeq and is a predicted model, not a curated record. The transcript has 2 exons.
AUGCCAUUAGGAUUAUUCGAUAUGUUAAUUUCGAAAGUCAGUGAUAAAGAAAAAUUAAGACUGAUAAAAGUAAUGGAUUCACAUAGAACACUAUCGUGUGCGUUCAGAACUUGGGACCUGUGCGAAUAUCCGAUACUUCCUAGAAAUACUUCUCAUUCGUGGACGAUCGAAAAAAAAAAUAUUGAAAACGAUGCUGGGCGAUUCGAUCACUGUCAACUAAAAAACCUUAAGGUCCACUUAAAUUCUGAAGUGUAUCCGUACGAAGACUUUCGUGCAGAUUUUAAAAAUAAUACAACUAGUAUUUUGUAUAAGGCCUAUACAGACUUUCAAAAAUCGUAUUAUGAGCGAGAUUAUUGCGAGCCAUUAUUAUCAAAACACAUUUUUCAAAACUACGUUCCAAUCGUCGUAGUUGAUUUAUCACGUCAAAACGAUAAUGUGAAGUCGUCGACCAUAGAUCUACGUAUUGAAUUUGAAACGGAUACAGUUAUACCAGAAAAAACUGCAGCAUAUUGUUUAAUACUACAUGACCAGAUUAUAACUUACAACCCGUUUAGUGGCGAUGUUAGAAAAUUGUAA